GAAUCUAGCGGGAACGAAACACGUGUUUGAAAUUAUCAGGUUUCAAAACAAACAAAGAUACAAUGUACAUUGAUGAUUUAUCAUUGCAGCCAUAAGGGUUUCUUGCAAAUCAGUAAAUAUAAGGCAGGACAAUUCAAUUUAGAUGGUGGGAUUUUAGACUCAGUAUGACAUAUUUGACAAGCCUGACAAGGUAUUAUAGUUCCUGAGGCUAUAGUAGGACUUUAGUCCAAACAGCACCUCUGAUCACAAUGGCUGACCCACCCGAGCAAGUAGAAACUGGGGUCAUCAAAGAUCAUCGUCUGCAUCUUGGAGAUGAGGACUAUCACGCAGAAGAAUCACAACACAGAUUGGUGGACCCUGGUUAUAUUGGUGUUAGAUUACCAAGUAGGCCAAGACGUCCAAAACGUCAUCAUUCACGAAAACGUAAAUCAAAACCAAAAAUAGAGGCUACGCCAACGGUACCAUCUGAUCCUAUGUUUAUGGAUCCUGCUAGUCUUACUCCAAGUGAACAGAUUCAGGCCCUGAUCACUGAGAAUGAGGAGGAAUCUCAUGACAUUUUCUGUCAGUUGGACACCUUGUUUAAGCUUGGUAACGAGAGUCAGUGGCGAGAAGCUGCAAGAUGGGUAAAAUAUGAGGAGGACGUAGAAGACAGUGGUAAUAGGUGGUCCAAACCUCAUGUAGCCUCACUUUCAUUACAUUCCCUCUUUGAAUUGAGGUCACAACUUUUAAACGGUGCUGUGAUGCUAGACAUGGAUGCAUACCAUAUAUCACAAGUUUCAGAGUUACUUUUAGACAAUUUGAUAGCCAACAAACUUUUAGAAGACACAAUGAGAGAUGACAUUAAACAGGCCAUUCUAUCCCCACAUAUACAUGCCCAUCUUAAGAGGAGGAAGACACAAGCAGACGACCUUGGCAGAAAAAAGUCAAUUGCCAGAACGUUCUCAGAAAUUGGCAGAUCUUUUUCAAAAACAAAUACCAGAGCACCCCUAGAGGAUAGUGUGUCAAACCUAAAGGGAAAUCCCAACAGUGUACCUAACAUGGAAAGAUUUCAAGUCAACGGGGGCCUGAAAGAAUCUCCUUCCAGUGCUAAAUUAAACCAACCAUUCAUGAAAAAAAUUCCAGAUGGCGCUGAAGCAGCAAAUAUCUGGGUCGGAGAAAUGGACGCAUUGAAAUAUCCCGUGACAGCUUUUAUACGUCUUUCUGAAGCUAGGCCAAUCGGAGACUUGACAGAAGUUCCUCUGCCGACAAGAUUUUUAUUUAUUCACCUUGGACCUCCUGGUACUGCAGGAAAAUGUUUAGAAACCGGCAGAGCUAUAUCUACAAUUAUGGUUGAUGAGGUAUUUAGAGAAGUUGCCUACAAAGCCAGAAAUCGUCAAGAUAUCUUAAAUGGAAUAGAUGAAUUUUUAGAUCAAGUGACUGUGCUGCCACCUGGUGAAUGGGAUCCUAAAAUCCGUAUUGAACCACCAACAACAGUUCCUUCACAGCAAGGACGUAAAGAAAAUAAGCCACAACCGGCUGGACCAAAAGAGGCAGCAUUGAUCAUUGAGGAGGAAGAGAGUCAUGUUGAUCCUACUCUCGUCAGAACUGGAAGGUUAUUUGGAGGUUUGGUUGCCGACAUAAAGAGGAAAAUACCAUGGUAUCCGAGUGAUUUUAAAGAUUGUUUACACAUACAGUGUGUGGCCUCUGUCGUUUAUUUAUAUCUUGCCACUCUGACUCCUAAUGUGACAUUUGGUGGAUUGCUGGGACUAGCCACUGAUAACUAUAUGGGUACUAUGGAGUGUAUCUUGACUGCUGCUUUAACUGGUAUCCUGUUUGCACUUUUUGCUGGGCAACCAUUGAACAUAUUAGGAAGUACUGGUCCCAUGUUGGUGUUGGAAAUGAUAAUCUAUAAGUUUUGCAAUGACCAAGGAUGGGAAUUCUUACCGUUGAGAGCAUGGGUUGGCUUAUGGUCAGCAUUUUUUCUCUUGAUAAUAGUUGCAUUUGACCUUAGUGCACUUGUGAAAUAUAUAACAAGAUUUACAGAGGAAAGUUUUGCGUGCCUUAUAGCAAUCAUUUUUAUUGUUGAGGCAUUUAAAAAACUGUUUGCUAUAACGGAUAAGCAUCCUUAUAAUAUCCAUCCUGAGAUACCACUGGAUUAUACUUGUGGCUGUUACCAUCCAAAUUUCACGAUGCCUGACCCUAAUAACGCCACCUUAAUGAAUUUAACAUCAGAAAUUGGGUACAAUUUAAUUGACAUGACCAAAGGAAUGUCUACAGCCUUCAACCUAAAUGAAACUGAUUCAAAUGUAACUGAUUACUCGAAGUUUUUAACAAAAAAGGAAUGUGAGGAAGAAGGAGGGAAGAUGCUUGGAACUGGUUGUGACACCCCUGUUUACCAUGACAAUGUCUUCUUCCUGUCUAUUAUAUUGUUUUUAUUCACCUUUGGAAUUGCAUGGACUUUGAAGAUGUCCAAGACUAGCAGGUUCUUUCCUACUUUUGUUCGUCAGUAUUUAAGUGAUUUCGCAGUGUUGAUCUCUAUUUUAUGUAUGGUUUGUCUUGAUUUAUAUUUGGGUGUGCCCACACCUAAACUUGUAGUUCCAGCAAAAUUUGCUCCGUCAAACCCAAAGCGUGGAUGGUUCAUCAAUCCGUUUCAUCCAAACAACCCAUGGUGGACUAUUCUAGUCGCAGCUGGACCAGCCAUUGUUGCAGUCAUUCUUAUAUUUAUGGACCAACAGAUUACAGCUGUUAUUGUAAACAGAAAGGAAAACAAACUUCGAAAAGGAAAUGGAUAUCAUCUUGACAUGAUGGUUGUAACAGUGUGUAUAGUUAUAUGCUCCUUGUUUGGUUUGCCUUGGUAUGUUGCUGCCACUGUGUCAGCACUUGCUCACAUUAUGAGUUUAAGGAAAGAAACAGAAUCUGCAGCUCCUGGAGAAAAACCAACAUUCCUUGGUGUGAGGGAACAGCGUGUUACAGCUCUAUUGGUGGGAAUAUUGAGUGGCUUGUCUGUGUUUAUGACACCGAUUUUGACGAUAAUUCCUAUGCCUGUCCUAUAUGGUGUGUUCUUAUACAUGGGUGUAGCUGCUCUCAAAGGCAUGCAGUUGACAGACAGAAUCUUAAUCUUGUUGAUGCCAACCAAAUAUCAACCAGAUCACAUAUUCCUACGCCACGUUAAAACCACACGAGUACAUUUAUUUACUCUCAUUCAAAUUCUUUGUCUGGCUGUUUUAUGGGCAAUUAAGACAACUAAAUCAAUUUCGAUCGUUUUCCCCGUGAUGGUGUUGGGAACAUGCUUUGUCAGAAAAGCAAUAGAAAAAGUCUUCACUCACGAUGAACUGAAAUGGCUUGAUGAUAUUAUGCCAGAUGAUAGUAAAAAGAAGAGAGAAGAUGAGGAAGAAUUGAAAGAUGAUGAUGACGACGAUGAAGAAACUGAAAGUUUACUUGGUGAUGAAAAGCGAAGACUGAACGAAAUGAAAGCUAUAUAUGGUCAGGGAGAUAAAUUUGGUGGUACUAAGACACCUUUCGCCCAGGAUCGUGUCAAUAUUACAGAGGAGGUCAAUAAAACAGGAAUCUGGUUGCAAGUCAGACGUGACUCCAUGCCUGUUAUAAGAGAUCCAGACCAGAACAAUGGAGGACUUCACAAUAGGAAAAAUGGAUCAAGAGAUAAGAAACCUGCAGAAAAGACUUCUUUCUUUGUGGGUGAAGAUGAAAGAACUCCUCUAAAAGAAGAACAUGAAGAAGAUGAUAUGGUUUAGAUACAUUUUCAUUUAAUUGAGCAUGUGAAACAUUAAAAUGUGAAAUUUUAUAAUGUGAAUCUUCAAAAUGUGAAAUUUUGAAAUGUGAACCUUGAAAAUGUGAAAAAAAAUAAUUGAAAUGUGAAAAUUCAUAUUUUUUUAAACUAAGUAUGUGAAGAUUAAAUGACACAAAUUAAUGUUUGUUUAACUUUUCUGAUUUAUGUUUUCAAGUGAAGGAUGGAAAAAAAGGAAAAUAAGUCUUUUCCUGGUUGUGAAAAAGAUUUAAUGCAAAUAAUUUAUGUAGAAUGUUAAAUAUAAUUUCUUUUAGUGCUCAGAUGCUUCUAGUCAGAAAUUGUUGAAUUUCAAAAGAUGAUUGUAAGUUUCUACUGAAAAUGAAAAUCUGAUUUCCAUCCAAAGCUAGUGUAGUUUUGUUUUGUAUCAUUAUGCAUAUACAAUAUUAUUAAGAACUUAAGUUAAAGCAGUUUAAAUUCAAACUUAAAAAAUGAAUAUUAUUUCUUCAUAUGUUGAUCAUAUAAUUAUUAUUAUUAAAUAUAGUUAUACUCAUAUGUUUGGUUUAUUUAUAUCUACUGUUUGUUGUAUUAAGAUCACUAUAAGAUAUUGAAAUGUUUAGUAUAGUUUUAUAAUGGAAAAUUUAUCUAUUGUUAAAAUAUGGCAUAUAUUUUUUUAUAGUUUUUGUGAAGCACAAAAAUGAAUAUUCAAUAUAUUCAUGAAAUGUAUAAAUGCCAGUUGAGAUUUUCAGAGUAUUUUGAAAUAUUUAUUGUGCAUUUUUGGCACAUGUUUUGAAACUAUCUCUAUUUUUAUUUUAAUUAUUCAAAGAAAUAAGUCUUCCAAUGCUAGAUGUUGUCCUUCGUGUUAAUUUGCAACUGCUUUGAAACAAUGCUUUUGACUGUAUUGUUAUUUGAGUACAGAUGUAAUAGAUUAAUACAAUUUCUUACAUUAUAAUAUUAUCCAAUGCAUAGAUCUUGCCAAAGUGAAUUUUGAUGAAGUUAUACAAAUACUCUAUUUUGGCAUAAUAUAUAAAUCUGAAUCUCAUAUUUAUUAAAACCACUGUAAACAAUCUUGAAUAUUUUUUUUAUAAUCCUGAACUUUAUAGAUUUUUGAUAGAUUUCUAUUUUUGUUUAAUACAAUCUUGAACUGUAUAAAAUUUGAUAAGAUCUGUGUUUUUUUUAAUUAUAAAUAUUACCUUAUAAUUGUUUAAAAUGAAAAUGUUAUUUUAUGAAUCUCUUAAAGGAACCAAAGUGCUUUGAACUUGUGUAAUUUAUGAGUCAUAAUAUUCUAGGAUAAAACUAAAAAAAUGAUUUAAGCAUAAUAUGUUCAUAUUGUUACAUAAGUGCUAGUCAAAUUCAUGUAACACUCAUGUAGGUAGUUUGCUUUCUUGUUUUAGAUCUUUUUUGUUUAUUUAGUUUGAUUAAAACCGUUAGGUCAGUGGGAAUGAAGUUACAUGUGUUAUGUUGGCAUUCUGUACAACCCUAAAAAUAUACUUCAGAUUAUCUGUGCCUGUUAGUAUAUCUUAUGUGACUGAAUCUUAAUUUUCAAAUAUUUAUCUUAGAAUUUUAUUUUUGUAAUGCUUCAUUUUAACAAAUUUAGUUAUUUUUUUUUUAAAUCUGUGUACAUAAGAAUCUGUUUGAAUUUGCAAAAUAAUUAAUUUCUUGUAAUUCAAUGAUUUUUAUUAGAAAAACAAAUGUGCAAUUAAUUUAUCUUUGCUAUUAAUUAAGUUUUUUAAUUUUAGUCAUUAAUGUAAGAUAUUUUUCUUGUUAUAUUUGAAGUGCAGUAUAUUGUUUGUAUAUUACAUUUAAAAAAACAAAAAUCAAUAAAUUAAAAAAAUAUUUUUUGAAAAUAUUGUUUAUUUAAAUGUUAUUAUUGGGUUAUUACAUGAAUAUUGGGGAAUAUUGUCCCGAGUAGAAUUUUAUAUUGCAACUGGAGCUUGCAAUAACCCUUUUAUUGUAAAGCAAUAUAAUAUCUGAAAGUACAAAUUGGUUUUAACUGAGAUUUUGACAUUGAUGACAUCAUGAAUUUUGAAGAUUUAUUGCACUUUUGGUUACUUUCUGUGGGGAAUAUUAUAUUGCUAUACAAUAAAUAUUAUUAUUACAUUCAAUUAAAGCUUACAUUUUUAUUUAAUUCAUAUAAAGCUUAUUUUUAGCAAUUACCUACAUUUUUACUUCUCAUUGCCUUUUCCUUCAUGUGCUUACAAAUUAUGGAUAUUUGAUAUAACUAAUUUGAAUGCAUAAACAAAUUACACAUGUAAAUAUUAUUAAAUGAUUUAUACAUAUAAGCAUUUUAUACUGAUGGUGGAAUCAAAUAUCACUUUAAUUUCGAAAAAUUUCAAAAUCACUUUGGUUGAUCCCACCGUAUAAAUCAAGGUUUUCUAUGAUAAUAAAUAAACUUAUUAGAAUUUUUUUAUUUAAGCAUUUGCUAUUGUGUAUAUAUUUACUGAGAAAUCAUUCUACGGUUAAGCUGUUAUGUUCUGUAAUCAUAAAUAACUAUUUGAAUUUUUUAGUGAUAAAUUUUUUAAUUUGAAAUUUCACAGCUAGACAUAUGUUAUGCUUCAUUGAUGUAAAUAUAAUCAUCAAAGAAACCAGAAAAUCACUCAUUAUCAAAUAUUUCUUAUGAGCACAAUUUUCAGUUGUCACCAGCUUCUUAACAGUUCAAACCAAUGUAAGAGUAAGAGUCUCUGUCAGUUAAAUGGUUGACACAGCUUGUUUAAAUUACUUUUUAUAUCAAUUUUUCAGCCACAGGCUCUAUUUCCAUCUAAGCAAUUUUUUUGUUAGCUACGUUUGGUAAGAUCAUGGAUAAGUGUUAAAAAACAAGGCUUUAUAUACAAUUAUACAUAUCAUUAUAUUUAUAUUCUAUUUUUGCUUUGCAGAAAUCAACAAGGAGCUUUUAUUUUAUGCUAAACAUGUAUUUGAAUAUACACAAGACUUUGUAAGAUUAUGCAAAUUGUUAUGAAUAUUCAUUUUGAAUUUUCAUUAUUAUGUAUGUGAUAAACCAUUAUUGAUUUAAAAUAAUAAAACAGGAUAUCAUUUUUA
Messenger RNA from Mytilus trossulus (common blue mussel), 6757 nucleotides. Its product is annotated as electroneutral sodium bicarbonate exchanger 1-like. The coding region runs from base 249 to 3731 and encodes 1160 amino acids. Lineage: Eukaryota; Metazoa; Mollusca; Bivalvia; Mytilida; Mytilidae. Gene Ontology annotation, biological process: monoatomic anion transport; transmembrane transport; regulation of intracellular pH. The record is from RefSeq and is a predicted model, not a curated record. The transcript is spliced from 22 exons. Gene Ontology annotation, molecular function: monoatomic anion transmembrane transporter activity; sodium:bicarbonate symporter activity; solute:inorganic anion antiporter activity. Gene Ontology annotation, cellular component: plasma membrane.